AUGAAAAGUCCGCACUUCGUGAUGGUGGGUGCCUCGAGACGCGAGUGGUCGCCGCAUCGUGCAUUGUGCGCGUACGAGCACGUCAGGGCGUCAGGGACGCGUCACAGCGGGAGCGAACAAUGCCUCCGCAACAAGCGCACGACACCCGCAUUGUUCGCGGGGAAAACAUUGCCUCACAUUCAGCACUACGUACGACACGCUUCCUGUUAC
This is a messenger RNA of Iphiclides podalirius (scarce swallowtail), 210 nucleotides long. NCBI's taxonomy places the organism in Eukaryota, Metazoa, Arthropoda, Insecta, Lepidoptera, Papilionidae. The record is from the annotation of a GenBank genome assembly.